Cyprinus carpio (common carp) is the source of this 2720-nucleotide messenger RNA. Its product is annotated as beta-1,3-galactosyltransferase 1. Gene Ontology annotation, molecular function: N-acetyl-beta-D-glucosaminide beta-(1,3)-galactosyltransferase activity. The coding region runs from base 679 to 1674 and encodes 331 amino acids. Lineage: Eukaryota; Metazoa; Chordata; Actinopteri; Cypriniformes; Cyprinidae. The record is from RefSeq and is a predicted model, not a curated record. Gene Ontology annotation, cellular component: membrane. The transcript is spliced from 7 exons.
GCUGGCUGGAACAUGAACAGACAUGGAAACGGCUCUCAAUUAUUGCUCCAGUGCCCAUAUGUGGAUCCACUGUGCUCUGACAGGCAUCCCAUCAUCGUCCCAGCUGUAUCACUGUCCAUCUGUCACCAGACUCAUGCUCUGACUGGAGAAAAUGGAGUAAUUGUGCAGCUGAGAGCAGCUAGGAGCCUGUAAGCAGUUUAAGAGCCGAUUUCAUCUCGGUGGGGAAUGUCUGCCUAUCUCUGGCCUGUCACUUAGAUACCACCGGAACGAUGGUUAGAGAAGGGAGGAGAGACCAUGGUACGGGAACAAUAGGUCAUAUCUGAGCAGGACACUCUUACCUUCAGAAUGAGAGCCAAGCAUUUCCAGUUCAACUACAGCUGAAACAUCACGACACAAAUGAUGCAUCCUCCGGCUGUAUACUAUUAUGAUGCGGCAUUUUCCAGCCAUAUAGUAUAAUGAUAAUUGAUUUCAGUGGAACAUGCGGAAGAGUGUCAGGGAACCUUCGAAACCCUGCUACAAAAUCCCACUGAUUUCAUACGAAGAGAAGACUUCUCUGACAGUUGACGUCAGGCUGCAUACAAAUGCCGCUUCGUUCUGCAUUUCUGCCUGAGGUACCAUCGCUAAUGGCUGCGAGGCUGUUCGAGAUCUACUGCUCCAAGUGCAUGUAAAUGCAUCACAAUGCCUUCAAAAGUGUCAUGCCUCUACGUGUUGACGGUCGUUUGCUGGGCCAGCGCUCUGUGGUACCUAAGUAUAUCCCGUCCCACGUCGUCCUAUGUGAGCCAACUGUCUGUCCCGGCGCGUAAAACAGCGAAAGCGCAGAAGAGCAACGCCACCACAACCUUCGGCAACAUCAGGACGCGUCCGCUGAACCCCCACGCCUUCGAUUUCAUCAUCAACGAGCCCAAGAAAUGCGAAACCAACGUGCCCUUCCUCGUCAUCCUCAUCACGACCACACACAAAGAGUUCAAUGCCCGCCAAGCCAUCAGGGAAACGUGGGGCGACGAAAGCACCUUCAGCGACCUUCGCAUCAUUACGCUCUUUCUUCUGGGACGCAGCACGGACGCAGUGCUCAACCAGAUGGUGGAGCAAGAGAGCGAGAUCUUUCACGACAUCGUGGUCGAGGACUUCAUCGACUCGUACCACAAUCUCACUCUCAAAACGCUGAUGGGAAUGCGCUGGGUGGCCACUUUCUGCAACCAAGCCAAGUACGUGAUGAAAACGGACAGCGAUAUCUUCGUGAACAUGGACAACUUGGUGUAUAAACUCUUGAAGCCGGCCACCAAACCUCGACGGAGGUACUUCACGGGAUACGUCAUCAACGGCGGACCCAUUCGGGACAUGCGCAGCAAGUGGUACAUGCCCAGAGACCUUUACCCCGAGAGCAAGUACCCACCGUUUUGCUCCGGCACUGGGUACGUGUUCUCGGCGGAUGUUGCGGAGCUCAUCUACAAGACGUCCUUGCACACCAGACUCUUGCAUCUGGAGGACGUUUAUGUCGGGGUGUGUUUGAGGAAGCUGGCCAUUCACCCGUAUCAGAACAGUGGCUUCAAUCACUGGAAAAUGGCUUACAGUCUUUGCAGGUACCGUCGAGUCAUUACCGUACACCAGAUCUCCCCUGAGGAGAUGCAUCGUAUCUGGAACGAUAUGACCAGCAAGAAGCAUCUCAAGUGUUAGUGGGAACCGCCUGAGGAUGUGUAUUUGUGCCCUUUUAUAAAUCCCCACGAUGCACAGAUGCAACACAGAGCCUUGGGGCAAACUGUAGUUCUUUCUUAGAAACACUAACAUCCUUCUGGGGCUUGUCAACGAUUUCGAAACACACCGAGCCCAUCGUUUGAGAACCAGUUGGGGAUUGUGCAAUUUAUGUUAAUAUUAUAACUGUGCCAGUGUGUCUAAAACUAGUAAAACUAGUUUCUUUUGGUUCGGAUGCACAGUGUAAAGUCCUUGAUCAUUCAGUUUUCUUUGCACAUUAUUCUGGUUGUACAAACGAAAGUACCAUUGCUUUGUUUACUGUAUGUGGAAGCGCCUGCAUUGUUUGUUUACACUUUCAGAAACUUCUUUUCUUGAAAAAGAUAACAGUGAUGUAUAGCUCCUUAUUUAUAAGUAUAAAAAAUUAUUUUCUUACUCCUAGAAGUUGAACAUCAUUGCUUCAGAACAGCUAAUGUUUGUAGUUAUACUGUAAAUCUGUAUAUCUAAAUUCAUUAACGCUUGGUAGCAAGUGUCAUUUAGUGAGUAUUUACUGUUCAUGGUAAACCUGUAGAAAUGCUGCUUAAGGAACGCAGUGUAAAUGUAGAAUAUAAUGAAGGUGAGAAACAUGAAAAAAAAAGAAAAAAAAAACUUGAAAGUGAUUUAUUUUCCUUCUAUGGAAUUUGAUUUCAUUGAGGCCAAAAUGUGAUUUACAUGUGUUUAAUUUUUUUCUUUUUAAGUUGUCUGGAGUAAUUGAGGGGACACGUGGCAUUUAACUGUGAACAAAAAUGUUAUUCCCCAAGGGUACUAUUCUAUUAUACUGUGUAUUUUUACAUAAAAAUAUAUAACAGUGUUUUUUUUUUUUGGAAGCGUUGAUCUUUUUAGUUUUAUGUUUUGCUCAUUUAUAUUCAAGAUUCUAAAGGGAUAAUAAAAUAAUUUACUCAAGGUCAUCUCAAGUCAAAGAGUUAAAGAAAUUAAUAAUCGUAUUCAGCCGGCCCACAAUAAAUGAAUGAAAGCAACAACAUUUAUAAUGUUAC